Molecule: messenger RNA, 1043 nt
Organism: Ipomoea triloba (trilobed morning glory)
Lineage: Eukaryota; Viridiplantae; Streptophyta; Magnoliopsida; Solanales; Convolvulaceae
Product: transcription factor bHLH35-like
Exons: 5
Coding region: 254-1015 (253 amino acids)
Biological process (GO): regulation of DNA-templated transcription
Cellular component (GO): nucleus
Molecular function (GO): protein dimerization activity; sequence-specific DNA binding; DNA-binding transcription factor activity
Source: RefSeq, a predicted model, not a curated record
GGGGGCAAUAUAAAUAAGCCCAUAUAUGAUAUAUGUUGGGGUGUGUGUGAUCUGAGUCUGAGUGUAGGCAUCAGCUCAUAAGAAAAGAAAAGAAUAUAAAAAGCAAGCAAGGAACGAAUUGAAGCAUCACUUCCUUCUCUUCUUCCUUGGAAUUGAUCGCUCAGCUAAGCUCAGAUCAAUAUAUAUAAUUGCCUUCACCUUCACCUUCACCUUCACCACUUAGCUAGCUAGCUAGCUUACAAAAUCCAAAUCAAUGGAAAACAUUGGCGAUGAGUACAAACACUACUGGGAAACUCAAACCUUCCUUCAAUCCGAGGAACUCGACAGCUACUUCGAGGAGGCGAUUUCGGCGUAUUACGAUUCGAGCUCGCCGGAUGGGUCUCAAUCAUCGGCGGCAUCCAAGAACAUAGUUUCGGAGAGGAAUAGGAGGAAGAAGCUGAACGAGAGGCUGUUUGCACUCAGGGCAGUGGUUCCCAAGAUUAGCAAGAUGGACAAAGCUUCCAUAAUCAAAGACGCAAUAGAGUACAUCCAAGAAUUGAGAGAACAAGAGCGAAUAAUUCAAGCAGAAAUAUGGGAGCUGGAAUCGAGUGGGGGCUGCAGAUCCAAGAAGAGUGAAUUUGAUGAAGAGGGAAUCAGCUCUAACUCAAAGCCAAAGAGGACAAGACUUGUUGAUGACCUUCUUCCUGGGGCUGGGGGGUAUGACAAUGAAUCCCCUCCUCCCGGAUCAAGAUCUCCAGUUGAUGUUCUUGAGCUGAGAGUGUCAUCAAUGGGGAAAAAAACACUAGUGGUGAGCCUGACAUGCAGCAAAAGAACGGACACUAUGAUCAAGCUGUGCGAGAUUUUUGAGUCUUUGGACAUCAAAAUCAUAAGUGCAAACAUCACUGCUUUCUCUGGGAGGCUUCUCAAGACUCUUUUUAUUGAGGCUGAAGAGGAAGAGAAGGAUCUCUUGAAAAUUAGGAUUGAAACUGCCAUUGCAACUCUCAACGAUCCGGAUAGUCCAACAAUGGGGAUCUAGAAUAAUUCUUUUCUUUUCUUUUUUUAAU